GAAACCCUCCACGUUGUCUAGUGCCCAGGUGUCCUUCCCAUGCACAGGUAGCCAUGUGGAUCGUGGUGAGUUUGCUCUGCUGCUCAAUGCUCGGAGGGCUGCCACGGGCAGGCGGCUCAUGCCCAUCGCAGUGCAGCUGCGCCUUCCACAGCCUCAGCGAAGGGACGAAAGCCAGGACAGUGCUGUGUAAUGACCCAGAGAUGACCCUCACUCCUGUGAACAUCCCUGUAGAUACGUCCAAGCUUCGGAUAGAAAAGACAGCCAUCCGCAGGGUGCCAGGAGAGGCUUUCCAUGCGCUCCACAAUCUGGAAUACCUCUGGAUGCCCUAUAACUCCCUGGCAAGCCUCAGUGGGAUCACCUUCAAGGGCCUCCGUCGCUUGCAGGAGCUGAGGCUGGAUGGGAAUGACUUAAUAUCAUUCCCCUGGGAAACCCUGGCUGACAUGCCACAGCUAAGGCUUCUGGAUUUACACAACAACGAACUUACCUCAAUCCCUCCAGAUGCUGCUCGUUAUGUCAAGAAUAUCACAUACCUGGACCUGUCUAGCAAUAAGCUUAUGACUCUUCCUCAGGCUCUUAUUGCCACCUGGGCCAACCUCCAGGCUGUUCCUUAUUUCCCCAAUGAUAACUCCAAGAUCAUCCUAGGCUUGCAAGACAAUCCUUGGGUAUGUGACUGCAGUCUGUAUGAAAUGGUCCAUUUCCUAAAUUUCCAGUCUCCUAACAUAGCAUUCAUUGAGCCCAGGCUGAAAUGCUUCACCCCCCGGAGCCUUGCAGGAGUUGUCUUCAGCCAAGUCGAGCUAAGGAAGUGUCAAAGUCCCGUCGUACAUACAUCCGUAGCCAAAGUAAAGACCAUCCUCGGCAGCACUGUGCUACUGCGAUGUGGAACAACAGGGGUGCCUAUUCCUGAGCUCAGCUGGAGAAGGGCUGAUGGUGCUCAACUGAAUGGCACAGUUCAUCAAGAGAUUUCCAGUGAUGGGAUGAGCUGGUCUAUUCUGGGCCUGCCUGUAGUCUCUUAUCUCGACUCUGGCGAGUACAUCUGUAAAGCAAAGAAUUUUCUGGGGGCAACAGAGGCGUUCAUAUCUCUCAUCAUCACAGACUCAGAAAGCACUGAUGACCCCAACUCUAAUGCCAAAGGCGCAUGGAGCGGGAAGGCAAGUGGGAUGGAGGCAGCUGCCUACAAUGACAAGCUAGUGGCAAGGUAUGUUAUCACCACCUCCACCGUGCCUACCCUCAGGGCUGGAGUGGGCACUGGAGCGGGCCUCCUCCUCCCAGAUGUGGCACAAGAUAGCAACCCCAGAAACCUGCUGGUGAGCCCGCCUACCGGUCAGCAGGAGCCGGAGCGAAUCGUGAGGUCCGUCAGGGUGAUAGGAGACACUGACCAGAGUAUCACCCUGGCCUGGAAGGCGCCUCUGGCAAAGAACACGACAGUGUUCAGUGUCCUCUACGCUAUCUUUGGAGAGAGAGACAUGCGGCGGAUCAACGUGGAGCCAGGGAAGACCAAGGUCACCAUUUAUGGGCUGCUGCCAAAGACCAAAUACAUUGUGUGCGUCUGCGUGAAAGGGCUGAUCCCCAGGAAGGAGCAAUGCAUCAUAUUUUCCACAGACGAAGUUGCUAGUGCAGGAGGGACCCAGAAACUCAUCAAUGUGGUUGUCAUCAGCGUGGCCUGUGUCAUUGCUGUUCCUCUGACGCUGGUGGUCUGCUGUGGCGCACUGAAAAGGCGCUGCAAAAAAUGCUUUGUGCGGAAACCCAAGGAAAUUCAGGAGUCCUAUGUCACCUUUGAAAGCCUGUCUCCUGGGGCCAAGGCAAAAGGCGUGGAAGGAGAAUACUUGACUAGACAUACCCCCGAUGAGUCGAACAGGCUGCUGUCUGCUAGAUCCAGCGUGGACUCAGAAGCAAUACCAAAGAUAGAGGGGCAACCUAACGAAUACUUUUGCUGA
Messenger RNA from Balearica regulorum gibbericeps (East African grey crowned-crane), 1934 nucleotides. It is a transcript of the gene LRIT1, whose product is annotated as leucine rich repeat, Ig-like and transmembrane domains 1. NCBI's taxonomy places the organism in Eukaryota, Metazoa, Chordata, Aves, Gruiformes, Gruidae. Gene Ontology annotation, cellular component: endoplasmic reticulum membrane. The record is from RefSeq and is a predicted model, not a curated record. Gene Ontology annotation, molecular function: protein binding.